CAGUGGUGAUAGGUCAGGGGCAGAGGAAUGGCCACUCACGGGAUGGCGCUGCCCCCGGUGAAGAGUGUGGUGGUGUACCGCAACGGGGACCCUUUCUUCCCUGGCAGGAGGUUCGUAGUGAACCACAGGCAGGUCGCGAACCUCGAAUCUUUCCUCAAUGACGUCACUCAGAACAUCCAGGCGGCGGCGGCUGUGCGGACCCUCUACACGCCCCGCGAGGGCCACCGGGUCCACGAGCUGCAGGACCUGCGCAGCGGAGCGCAGUAUGUGGCCGCUGGGUUCGAGAAAUUCAAGAAACUCGACUAUUUGAACACAGGACUGAAACCAGUUGUUAACCGCAGUGACAAAGCACAGGCGAGGCCAGUAUACAGGCCAAAUGUGUCAGCAAAAUGGAGGAAGGCCAUACAUCUACCCUGUAUCAUACACGUGUUCCGAAACGGAGACCUCCUGUGUCCCCCGCUUCGGUUCAUCAUUCCCAGGAGCAUACUGCAGGACUUGGAGCAGAUUCUCAGCAUGGUGUCGGAGAAGGCCAGCCUUCGCACCGGGGCUGUCCGCAGGCUGUGUACGCUGGAGGGUGGAGCAGUAGCUUCAGGGGAAGAGCUGGAGAGUGGCCAGUACUACGUUGCUGUGGGAACGGAACGGUUCAAGAAGCUUCCGUAUGUGGAGCUGCUGGUCCCUAAAGCCCCAGCUGGUCACAACCUAAGGAACCAAUAUGGAAACAGAAGGCUACCAAAGAGAAAUGAGACCAGAAAGCCAGUAAGCGUUCCACAGGACCGAUAUAGCGACUCUGCACUGCUGGGUUCCCCAGAGUCGGAUGGUCGGAGGGUAAAAUCCACAGGGGAUGAGGCAGGAGGCGCAGCUCCCACCCAUGGGAUACAUACAAAACAGGGGAGGCUCCCAAAAGAGGAGGAAUCCCUCUUCUAUGCCAAACCAGUGAAAGUCCGCAAGAAUGGGGCUGGAGCAAGACCUGCAAGGCCACUGAGGGGAGACACACACCCCAGUGUGUUUAAAGGAGACCGCAGGAAGCGGAGGGAGGAAGUACAGGGAGCCGAGGAGGUGGCUGAGGAUGAAAACACUGCAGUGGAACUUCCUGUUGAUCAGAGAGUGGCAGAAACUGUGGAAGAUGAAGAAUUUGAUGGAAGAAAUCACCUUGAAACACCUGGAGGCAACACUGACAUGGCACAUACAAGAGGGAACCCAUAUCAGGAACCUGAAGUUGGAUACAUAGCAAAUGGAAGAGCUUCUGCCAGCAGCAGAGAGAAUGACGAUGGAGCCAAUACUGCAGCCGUGCUGCUGUGCUGA
Molecule: messenger RNA, 1302 nt
Organism: Megalops cyprinoides (Indo-Pacific tarpon)
Lineage: Eukaryota; Metazoa; Chordata; Actinopteri; Elopiformes; Megalopidae
Gene: dcdc2b
Product: doublecortin domain containing 2B
Exons: 12
Coding region: 28-1302 (424 amino acids)
Biological process (GO): intracellular signal transduction
Cellular component (GO): microtubule organizing center; microtubule
Source: RefSeq, a predicted model, not a curated record